CCUUCUCUUACGUCACACGGUACGGAGCACGUACAGAGUAAGAGAGAACUCAUUCUCGGAAUUUCUUUGAGGAAAACUAGUUGAAAAUAUCAGUCAUCAUGUUGAAAAACGGAAUUCAGAGGUGUCUCUUGAGGGCACAAUCGAUAAAGAGUUUCUCAACUUCGUGUCAGGCCGACUCUAAAGUAGCUGUGCUAGGUGCAUCUGGAGGAAUCGGCCAACCACUAUCACUGCUUUUGAAGGAGAGUCCCUUGAUCAGCCAGUUGGCUCUGUAUGAUAUUGCACACACACCAGGCGUUGCUGCAGAUCUUAGCCACAUUGAAACUAGGGCCAAUGUUACAGGUUACCUAGGCAAUGACCAACUCGGUGAUGCUCUCAAAGGAAGUGAUGUUGUUCUUAUACCAGCUGGUGUCCCUAGGAAGCCAGGCAUGAGCCGUGAUGACCUGUUCAGUACGAAUGCAUCUAUUGUGAGGGAUUUGUGCAAGGCAGCGGCGGAAACUUGUCCUCAAGCUAUGCUUGGAAUCAUCACCAAUCCAGUUAAUUCAACAGUCCCGAUAGCAUCAGAGGUUUACAAGCAAGCUGGUUGCUACGACCCUUCCAAAAUCUUUGGUGUGACCACGCUGGAUGUGGUGCGUGCCAAUACGUUUGUUGCCCAAGCCAAGAGUCUGGAUGUUUCUACAGUUAAUGUCCCAGUCAUAGGUGGUCAUGCUGGGGUCACGAUCAUACCUCUCCUCUCACAGACUGCACCAAAAGUCAGCUUCACUGAAGACGAGCUGCCAUCUCUCACUGAACGCAUCCAGAAUGCAGGAACUGAAGUUGUGGAGGCCAAAGCUGGAGCUGGUUCAGCCACCCUUUCUAUGGCAUUUGCUGCAGCAAGAUUUUGUUUCUCUCUUCUUCAAGCUAUCAAUGGAAAGGAAGGUGUUGUUGAGUGUGCUUUCGUCAGAUCCGACUUGACGGAGUCACCGUACUUUGCCAACCCUAUCCUCCUUGGGAAAACCGGUAUGGCGAAAAACCUUGGAUUUGGUGAGCUAUCCGACUUUGAGAAGCAGCGUGUAGAGGAGGCCAUGGGUGAACUCAAAUCAAGUAUCAAGAAGGGAGAAGACUUUGUCGCAUAAAAACCUUUCUAUUCACACAGAGUUUUAUAUAUUGCGUCUGACGCUACUGAUUUUUAGCAAGGUAACGGUUUCAGUGUACAAAAUGAUGAUAGCAACACCUGGUUCCUUAGAAGUAAUAUGAUUUGAGGAAAAAUUGUUCAAUUAUUUGUGUUGAAGUGUAUGAAUAAAAUGAUUGUACUUCCUCUUUUUUGUUGUUGCCAAGUGCUACACAAGACAGAAGGCCUACGGAUUGAAAUAAGUCUUAUCAUUAUUGGUAGGAGGAGUUGUUUUAGACAUAAAUGUCAAUCAUUGAUACAUGUAUUUGGCAUUCUUUAUAUUAGACUUUUCAAGUUAUAUUCAUUGAAAGAAGUAAAAAAUAAAUGAAAUCAGUUUAAUCGCUACAGAUUGUAAUUUAUUAAUGAGAUUGUUGAAAUUUGGUCAACUCAAAAAACAUGUUGUCUGAAAAUUCUCAUAGAGAUUUUCAGUUCUUUAAUAUAUUUAUAACGAGUAUGUUAGCAGCCUAUUUUCAGAGGUAUAGAUAUUAAUGGUGCUAGCUUUCAUACCAGGUGGGCGUUUCAUAAAGCUGUAUGUAAAUUACAAGCCACUUUAUGAACAACUGGUGAUCCUUUUUAGAAGCUGAAUAAACACCAAUGAAAAUUUGUGCACAUAAUUUACCACAAGAAAGGACCACCAGUUAUUACAGUUGCUUGUAAGUUAAGAACAGGUUUAUGAAGCACCCACUGGGUAACAAGAUGAAUUGGUCGAACUAAGUUUGUCAUUCACGUAGGCAUUGUUCAAUGUUAGGCAAAAGGUCAAAGAUUUACUCCUAUCCUUGCGAAUCUUGUCCCAGUUAUCAAAUGAGAAGGUCCGGUUAAAGAAGAGAAAACAAUUCAAAACUUGUAAGAGGAUACCCCAUGUGAAGGGAGAGGUACACAAUGACGUAAUAACUAGUGGAUCAAAUGUCAGCUAGUGGUUUCACCAGCUUGUCUAUUUGUGAUGAUUCCUUUCAGAUGUUAACAAUAUCCUCAAAUGAUAUUAAUGCAUUAAAGAAGGUAUCAGAAAACUGCA
Molecule: messenger RNA, 2159 nt
Organism: Lytechinus variegatus (green sea urchin)
Lineage: Eukaryota; Metazoa; Echinodermata; Echinoidea; Temnopleuroida; Toxopneustidae
Product: malate dehydrogenase, mitochondrial-like
Exons: 8
Coding region: 99-1112 (337 amino acids)
Biological process (GO): malate metabolic process; tricarboxylic acid cycle
Cellular component (GO): mitochondrion; cytoplasm
Molecular function (GO): L-malate dehydrogenase (NAD+) activity
Source: RefSeq, a predicted model, not a curated record